This is a messenger RNA of Amorphotheca resinae ATCC 22711, 384 nucleotides long. RefSeq lists its product as hypothetical. Gene Ontology annotation, cellular component: preribosome, large subunit precursor. The transcript is spliced from 3 exons. The record is from RefSeq and is a predicted model, not a curated record. Lineage: Eukaryota; Fungi; Ascomycota; Leotiomycetes; Helotiales; Amorphothecaceae. The coding region runs from base 1 to 384 and encodes 127 amino acids.
AUGGCGAAAAGCGCGCGAGCAAGCACGAAGAAGGCGAACCAUCAGAGGCUGAAGAGUCGGGUUUUUGGGCCGGUUGAAGAUGCACGGACGGAGAGACUCUCAGCAAAACUUCUUGAGUUGGCGUCGCAACCAAAGAAGAGAGAGGAUGUAGUCAUGGAGCCUCAAGAGGGCUCCACCGAACAAAACAGUGCCGCCCCGACCGCAGAGAGCAAGGAGACUGAAGGUAUGGAAGUUGAUCAAGAUGCCUCGAAGAGUACCUCCAAGCCGAAGUCUUCUAGAAAAGGCAGGAUAGAGAAGAGACGAAGCAGCCGCAAAGCUUCAAUCGUGUUCCCGAAGUACAAAAAUGGCAAAAGAGUUGGGCCCAAGACGAAGGGAAGAAGAUAG